This is a messenger RNA of Chanos chanos (milkfish), 2214 nucleotides long. Its product is annotated as kinesin-like protein KIF2A. The transcript has 21 exons. Gene Ontology annotation, biological process: microtubule-based movement; microtubule depolymerization. The coding region runs from base 1 to 2214 and encodes 737 amino acids. Gene Ontology annotation, cellular component: microtubule. Gene Ontology annotation, molecular function: ATP binding; microtubule motor activity; microtubule binding. Lineage: Eukaryota; Metazoa; Chordata; Actinopteri; Gonorynchiformes; Chanidae. The record is from RefSeq and is a predicted model, not a curated record.
AUGGCAGCGUUAUUUGGCAAGAUUCUCAUCGGUAUUUAUGUGGAGAUCAAACGAAGCGAUGGACGAAUACAUCAAGCCAUGGUAACAUCUCUGAACGAAGACAACGAAAGUGUGACGGUGGAAUGGAUAGAAAACGGAGACACGAAAGGGAAAGAGAUUGACUUGGAGAGCAUAUUUGCACUAAAUCCAGAUCUUGCUCCCGAUGAGGAAAUUGCACAGAGUCCUGAAACCCCACCUCCUUCUGCAUCCAGUUCUGUCAAAGUCAGCAAGAUCCCCAAUAAGAAUCGUCGAACGGUCGCGCCACCAAAGGACGAAACCCCGGCCAGAGAUAACAGAGUUGGUACGACCCGAGCCCGUCCCAGUCAGCAGCAGGUGGAGCAGCCCCCGCCUGCUCCUGUUCCCCAACCCAUCCAGCAUCAGACACUGCAGCAGCAGAACGCUCGCAGAAAGUCCAACUGUGUGAAGGAGGUGGAGAAGCUCCAGGAGAAGAGGGAGAGGAGGCGACUCCAGCAGCAGGAGCUGAGAGAGAAGAGAGCACAGGACGUUGAUGCCACAACCCCUAAUUAUGAGAUUAUGUGUAUGAUUCGGGACUUCAGAGCCAGUCUGGAUUAUAGGCCUCUGACAACUGCUGAUUUGAUUGAAGAGCACAGGAUUUGUGUAUGCGUAAGGACACGACCACUUAAUAAGAAAGAGAUGUCGAUGAAAGACUUGGACGUCAUCACGAUCCCCAGCAAAGACGUGGUCAUGGUACACGAGCCCAAACAGAAAGUCGAUCUGACUCGUUACCUGGAGAAUCAGACGUUUCGCUUUGAUUACGCUUUCGACGACACCGCCACAAACGAGAUGGUGUACAGGUUCACAGCCCGUCCUCUGGUGGAGACCAUAUUUGAGAGGGGAAUGGCCACCUGUUUUGCUUACGGACAAACAGGAAGUGGCAAAACCCAUACGAUGGGCGGAGACUUCUCGGGGAAGAAUCAGGACUGUUCCAAAGGCAUAUACGCGUUAGCCGCCCGAGACGUUUUUCUAAUGCUGAAGAAGCCAAACUACAAGAAAUUAGAUCUUCAAGUGUAUGCUACUUUCUUUGAAAUUUACAGUGGGAAGGUGUUUGACCUGCUGAACAGAAAGGCUAAGCUGCGGGUUCUGGAGGACGGGAAGCAGCAGGUCCAGGUCGUGGGGUUACAGGAACGAGAGGUCAAAUGCACCGAGGACGUCCUGAAGCUCAUAGAAGUGGGAAACAGCUGCAGGACGUCCGGACAGACGUCGGCCAACGCGCACUCAUCUCGGAGCCACGCCGUGUUCCAGAUCAUUUUGCGGAGGAGGGGAAAGAUGCACGGGAAGUUCUCGCUGAUUGACCUGGCUGGAAACGAGCGCGGCGCGGACACGUCCAGCGCCGACCGGCAGACGCGUCUCGAGGGGGCGGAGAUUAACAAGAGCCUCCUGGCACUGAAGGAGUGCAUUCGGGCUUUGGGUCGGAACAAACCUCACACUCCGUUCAGAGCCAGCAAACUCACCCAGGUGUUGCGAGACUCCUUUAUUGGAGAGAACUCCAGGACAUGCAUGAUCGCGACUAUUUCCCCCGGCAUGGCCUCCUGUGAGAACACGCUAAACACACUAAGAUACGCUAACAGAGUAAAGGAGUUUGGGAUAAGCCCCUCUGACAUCCCCUUCUCGCACGGAGGUGGAGGUCGCUCCGAGCUCUCUCCCACCUAUGAGUAUGAUGACUUUGCUACUUCAGCCAGCAGGGUAAAGGAGUUGACUGUGGACCCCAGCGCGGUUGUGGAGGGCCGGACCGGCGGACACACGGUCAAUCAGUUGGACGUUUUGGAGGCGCAGUGGGGAGUAGGCAGCUCCCCACAGAGGGAUGACCUGAAGCUGCUCUGCGAACAGAAUGAGGAGGAGGUGUCGCCCCAGCUCUUCACCUUCCAUGAGGCUGUGUCUCAGCUGGUGGAGAUGGAGGAGCAGGUACUGGAGGACCACAGGGCUGUGUUCCAGGAGUCCAUCCGCUGGCUGGAGGACGAGAAGGUGCUGCUGGAGAUGACGGAGGAAGUCGAUUACGACGUGGAUUCCUACGCUACACAGCUCGAGCAAAUAUUGGAUCAAAAGAUCGAGAUUUUAACAGAACUGAGAGACAAAGUGAAGGCUUUCCGCUCCACACUUCAAGAAGAAGAACAGGCCAGUAAACAAAUCAACCCCAAAAGACCCCGCGCUCUCUAG